AGCUCCGUCCAGCCUGGCCCAAGGAUGGAGUCCCUCCCUGAAGCAGUCCUGAUCAGAAUCCUGGCGUCCAUACCUGCGGUGGAUUUGGUGCUGGUGUGCCGCCUGGUCUGCUGCCAGUGGAAGAACCUGGUCGAUGGAGCCGCACUUUGGAUCCUGAAGUGUCAGCAGGUUCGCACAGGAGCGGAGUCAGAGGAGAAUGCAGAGAACUGGCAAAACUUCUACUUCCUGAGUAAGAAAAGGAAGAAUCUUAUCAAGAACCCAUGUGGUGAAGAAGACUUGCAGCACUGGGGAGAGGUAGAGAAUGGAGGUGAUGGCUGGAAAAUUGAAGAGCUCCCUGGGGACUUUGGAAAAGAAUUCCCUAGUGAAGAAGUCCAUAAAUACUUUGUUACAUCUUAUGAGUGGUGUCGAAAGGCUCAGGUCAUCGACCUUAGGGCUGAGGGCUACUGGGAAGAGCUGAUGGAUACAACCCAGCCUAAAGUUGUAGUAAAAGACUGGUACGCAGGACGCAGUGAUGCUGGCUGCCUCUACGAGCUCUGUGUGAAGCUGCUCUCGGAGAACGAGGAUGUUCUGGCCGAGUACAAAAGCGAGACUAUUGCCAUCCCAGAGGACAAUGAUGCCAGCUGGACCGAGAUCUCCCACACCUUUUCCAACUAUGGGCCUGGGGUCCGCUUUGUCCGCUUUGAACACGGUGGCCAGGACACGCUAUUCUGGAAGGGAUGGUAUGGCGUACGUGUUACCAACAGCAGCGUGACAGUGGAGCCAUAGCCGUGCUGAACUGG
Cariama cristata (Red-legged seriema) is the source of this 779-nucleotide messenger RNA. RefSeq names its product F-box only protein 2-like. Gene Ontology annotation, molecular function: protein binding; ubiquitin protein ligase activity. Gene Ontology annotation, biological process: glycoprotein catabolic process; SCF-dependent proteasomal ubiquitin-dependent protein catabolic process. Gene Ontology annotation, cellular component: cytoplasm; SCF ubiquitin ligase complex. The record is from RefSeq and is a predicted model, not a curated record. Lineage: Eukaryota; Metazoa; Chordata; Aves; Cariamiformes; Cariamidae.